Molecule: messenger RNA, 1290 nt
Organism: Closterium sp. Naga37s-1
Lineage: Eukaryota; Viridiplantae; Streptophyta; Zygnematophyceae; Desmidiales; Closteriaceae
Source: the annotation of a GenBank genome assembly
AUGGGGUUUCAAAAGAUUCCGGUUGAUAAUCCCAUCGUGGAGAUGGACGGAGAUGAGAUGGCACGGGUCAUCUGGUCCAUGAUCAAAGAAAAGCUCAUCCACCCCUUCCUCGAUCUAAACAUAAAGUACUUCGACCUGGGCCUGCCUCACCGCGAGGCCACCAACGACCAGGUCACGAUUGAGAGCGCACAAGCAACACUCGAGUAUAAUGUGGCAGUCAAGUGUGCGACAAUCACUCCUGACGAAGAGAGGGUGCGGGAGUUUGGACUCAAGGCAAUGUGGAAGAGCCCCAAUAGCACCAUCCGCAACAUUCUAAACGGCACUGUGUUCCGAGAACCUAUUCUCAUCCGCAACAUUCCCCGCCUCGUGCCAUCAUGGACGCACCCCAUAGUGAUCGGCCGGCACGCCUUUGGGGAUCAGUAUCGAGCCACUGAGAUGGCCAUUCCCGGCCCUGGCAAGCUCAAGCUAGUCUAUGAAACCCCUCAAGGCACCAGUCAAGUCUUGGACGUCUAUGAUUUCAACUCGCCACAGUCUGCAGCUGCUGCUGCUGGCGGUGUGGCUCUUGCCAUGUACAACACAGAUGAGUCCAUCAGAGCAUUCGCUGAGUCAUCCAUGGCCAUGGCGUAUCAGAAGAGGUGGCCGCUGUAUCUGAGCACCAAGAACACCAUCCUCAAAACCUACGACGGCAGGUUCAAGAACAUAUUCCAGCAGGUGUACGAAGAUAAGUGGAGGCAUCAGUUUGAGGCAGCAGGGGUGGGGUAUGAGCACCGGCUGAUCGACGACAUGGUGGCCUUCUGUCUCAAGAGCCCGGGGGCGUUCGUGUGGGCGUGCAAGAACUACGAUGGAGACGUGCAAAGCGACAUGCUGGCACAAGGUUUUGGCUCCCUUGGCCUCAUGACCAGCAUUCUGGUGUGUCCGGAUGGGAAGACAGUUGAAGCGGAGGCAGCACACGGCACGGUGACGCGGCACUACCGCGUGCAUCAGAGGGGAGGGGAGACGAGCACCAACAGCAUCGCCUCCAUCUUCGCCUGGUCCAAGGGGCUCGCACACCGGGCCACUCUGGACGGCAACAGCAGACUCGCAGCAUUCUGCAACCAGCUGGAGGCGGCGUGUGUUGAUACGGUGGAGAGCGGUGGAAUGACCCGCGACCUGGCCCUACUGGUGCAUGGAAACAAGGUGUCGCGGGGAGACUACCUCAACACAGAGGAGUUUAUAGAUGCAGUUGCUGCCUGCCUUAGACAAUGCCUGUUGAGUGGAGGGGAGGGGUGUGAUGGGCGUAGUAGGAUGUAA